AAACUACUACAAUUGAAAACAAAAUCAAACCAGGAUCCAGAGUGGCUGAAAAAUCUUCAGAGCCUGUGCCGCAAAAUAAGAUUUGCUUCUUUCAGCUCUUCUAAUGGCAGGAAGCAGGCCAGGUCAUGUAGGUCUAAGAGUCAGAACACAACUCUCAAGGAUAUCCACCCUUCAGAACAAAAUGAGUUUGAAUCACGAUACACUAUGGGAAAGCGAUUGGGGAAAGGAGGCUUCGGCUCCGUCUACGUGGGAGUCCGUAAGGCAGAUGGUAAAGAGGUCGCCAUUAAACGUGCAGAAAGAAAUCACCAUGAUAAAUACAUCUCCAUUCCAGGAGAGACGCAGAACCUGCCUCUGGAGGUAGCGCUCAUGAAGAUGGUGUCCAGGCCUCCUCGCUGUGAGAAUGUGGUGCAGCUGCUGGAAUGGUUCGAAACAUCCAGGUCUUUCAUCUUGGUGCUGGAGCUACCCAACCCCUGCAUGGACCUCCAUCGGUUCUGUAAACAAAACAACUUAAGGCGACUGGCUGAACCAGUGGCUCAGAAGGUCAUUCGGCAGGUGGUUCAGGCUGCUCAGCACUGCCAUGUCCGUGGAGUUUUUCACCGUGACAUCAAGCCUGGGAAUAUUUUAAUUAAUCCUGACACGCUAGAGGUGAAGUUGAUCGAUUUUGGCUGUGGUGAAUUGCUAAAGAACGAACCAUACUCCGACUAUUCAGGCACUUGUUUUUACUGUCCUCCUGAGUGGCAUCUGCACAAAAAGUAUUCUGCUGCUCCUGCUGUGAUCUGGAGUCUUGGGAUUGUUCUGUUUGAACUGGUCUGUGGAAAGUUGCCUUUCAAAAGUAAGGAGAAGAUUGUUGAUGGGAAUCUGCGGUUUGUUUCUGGACUGUCUCAUGAGUGCUGCAGUCUGAUAAUGUGGUGCCUGAAACGACAGCCUGAAUGUCGGCCAACAUUUGAGGAAAUCCUGAAUCAUAGGUGGCUUAAGUAGAAUGCUCAGGACACAAUCAAGAACCCUCCUGCUGAAUCUCAUUUGAUAAUACCUUCAUAACACUUAGAUAACAUGAAAAUAAUUAUUUAAAACAAGAAUGAAAAGUAAUGUUCAAUUACUAAAUUAAAUAAUAUAUUGUAAAAACAUUACUUUUGUAACUGCCUACUGCUAUCACUCCUUACUGUCUCUUUACCACUUUUACACUGUACUGGCCCCUCUCUAUAGCUCUCUUUUACUUUACUACCUUCAUACAUUUAGAAUAACUUUGGGUCGUUCUGCAGGAUGCUCUAUAAAACUUGGGACAAUCAGGGAUGCAUUGUAGCAUUGUGGUGUGAUCCAAUGUGGGUAUGUACAAUGUACUGUAUGGUGACAAACAACUAUAAAAGGACCUUUUAGUGUGAAUUACAAUUUGUACAGUUCUUUAA
Messenger RNA from Clarias gariepinus (North African catfish), 1403 nucleotides. RefSeq names its product serine/threonine-protein kinase pim-1-like. NCBI's taxonomy places the organism in Eukaryota, Metazoa, Chordata, Actinopteri, Siluriformes, Clariidae. Gene Ontology annotation, cellular component: cytoplasm. The record is from RefSeq and is a predicted model, not a curated record. The transcript is spliced from 7 exons. The coding region runs from base 205 to 978 and encodes 257 amino acids. Gene Ontology annotation, molecular function: protein serine/threonine kinase activity; ATP binding. Gene Ontology annotation, biological process: negative regulation of apoptotic process; protein autophosphorylation; regulation of mitotic cell cycle.